AUGUGUGUGUCCGGGCACUGAAGCGGUACUGAGGCAGGCUGUGGUUGGAAAACAUGCCGGCUGAGUGUGCGUGGAGGCGGCUUGUGUCUCUGAGUCUCAGGUUGCUGCUCGUUAUUCCCGCAGGUCUGCCGGUCCGGAGUCAGGUGGAAGCACAGUCCGAUAACACAGUCAUGGACAACAUCACCGUCCAGCAAGGACAGACCGUCCAUCUCAGCUGUUCUCAGGGUGACGUGGUGACACACACGGCCUGGCUGAACAGGUCGAGUAUAUUGUACGCCGGUGAGGAUAAAUGGUCCGUGGACACUCGAGUGAGCCUGGUUACCUUUAACCGUGAUGAGUUUACUAUUAAGAUCGAGAAUGUGGACGUGAGUGAUGAGGGGAUGUACGUGUGCGCCGUUCAGACGAGCAGCAAACCCAGAACCACGUCCGUCCACAUCAUUGUGCAAGUUCCUCCAAAGAUUGUCAGCUUUUCGAAGGAUUUGGUGGUAAACGAAGGCUCCAACGUGUCCCUGAUGUGUCUGGCCAAUGGCAAACCGGAGCCUGCAAUCAGCUGGAGAUCGCAUUCCAUCCAGGAUGAUGACGUUGAUUUGGAUGACGAGUAUUUGGAGAUUCCCUUUGUCAGCAGAAGCAAGGCGGGAUUGUAUGAGUGCACAGCGGCCAAUGACAUCGCUACAGACUCAAAAACAGUCAAGCUGGUUGUAAACUACCCCCCGCGGGUGUUCGAGGCCACUGAUGUCGGCGUGACUCUGGGUCAGAGUGGGGUGCUACAGUGUGAGGCUGAUGCGGUACCAGUGGCAGAUUUUGAGUGGUACAGAGAUGACAGAAGGGUCUUCAACGGCUUGGAUGGAAUUGAGAUCAAAAACGCGGGCGCGGUGUCAAAGCUCACUUUUUACAACAUGUCAGAGACAGACUACGGGAAUUACACGUGUGUUGCAAUUAACAAGCUUGGAAGUGCAAAUACGAACAUCAUUCUGUACGAAGUAAUUGAACCCACUAGCUCGACGCUCUUGCAAGAAAUGACGUCAUCUGUUGUAGAGCAAACAGCCAAUGAAUACAACCAGUUGUGGGAAGGACCCGGUGCAGUUCAGGAUGGUAACAGUGGCACAGUGGGAACGUACACACCCCUCUGCCUCAUCGUCGCCCUCCAGCUGCUGCUUGCGUUUUGAUAACGAAGAGCUUUUCGACCCGGAUGGUUUCAUCUCUCUCGUCAUUCACCUCGACCCCUGCAACUACCGGGAGAACAAAGAGUGCACAGGAUUUUCCAUACUCUUAUUUUUUAAUCAAGUAAUCAUUCAAUUAUUCUUUCUGUUAGUCCUAAAUAUUGUUACUGAUCUUUCUUUUGCCCCUAUAAAUUUUUUUUAUAUAUAUUUAUAGAAAACAGGCCAGUUGAGGUGAGGCUUGUCCAGUAUAUAAAAAAUGAUAAAAUCAUUUCUGUAACUGUAGUUUUAUUUACCUGAUCACUAACUUCUAAAAUAUUAAUAUAAUAUUUAAUUCUACAAACAAGUAUUUCAAGAAAAAGGCAGGCGUGUCUUCUUUCUUGGAUUGUAAUCGCAGGAAAUUACCUCAUUAAGCAAAAACCACUGUACAAUGUUUUGUAUUAUGUUGUAACAUACUUUUUUUUUUUAAAAUAAGUGGGACUGGGGAACUUCUACGAGCACACCCGAUAUUCCUAACGUGAUUUUUGUUUGCUUUGAAGUAUUUUAAUUUUGAAAAUAUAAAGUGGGGAUUCGAGAGGACCUUUAACUAAGCCCUGAUGCUAAAUUUAUUCAGCAUUUAAAUAAAUUAAUUAGAGCGUAAGUACGUACACAUGUUAGUUUUGUUUUAUUUUAAAGCCACAGCACAUUAAACAUCAGUAGUUGUACUGAGAAUCGGCUGGUAUUGCAGGGCUAUUAGAUUAAGAUUUAUUCUAUACACAACUCAUCAUUACACUGACCGAGAACCCAAAGAGCAGCUAAUACACAUCUCAGAUUUAUUUGUCUGACUUUGCGAUUAUAAAAACAUUUAUUUAGGUGUAAUGGACCAUAUCCAGAGCUGGGAAUUUGGGAAAAAAAUACUAAAAUAUGGCACACAUAUAUAUAAGAUAUGGGUAAGAUGCUGGAAAAGCUGAUUGCAUUCAAAUACAGAUGUUUCAGAUGUGGUUAAUGCAACACCUGCCUUUGUAAAGCUACACCAUCCCUUAAAUAAAUAAAUAAAUAAAUAGAAAGAAGAAUGUGAUAAAUCAAACACGAGAAAUGCUUUAGUAGGAACUCAGACCUCGCAUGGUUUCCCCACUGGCAGAAGCAUGAUGCAGAACUGUUGACAAUUCCUGAUUAUUUCUGAUCUCUUUACACAACAACAUUUGGUUAAGGAUUCCCCUCAGGCUGCCAAAACAGCUCUCACCCACUGAGCCGAUCCAUCCCAGAGACCUCCGUAGGUGAGCUGUCUGGCACCGAGAAGUUAGCAGCAGAUCCUUUAAGUCCUGGAAGUUGCGAGGUGUGGCCUCCAUGGAUCGGAGUGGUUUGUCCAGCACAUCCCACAUCUCACAGAUGCUUGGUCGGAUUUAGAUCUGGGUAAUUUAAAGGUCAGGUUCAGACCUUGAACUCGUCAUGGUGUUCCUUAAAUCCGUCCUGAACUGUUUUUGUAGUGUAUCCUGCAGAAGGAGUAAGAGGACGCUGCUGUUAUGGAAUAGCGAUGCCAUAAAGGGGUCAAAACCUCUUCAGUAUUAAAAUGCAAGUGUACCCUGGGUGCACUGGUUUCCUUUCUUUGAUCAUGUUUGUGGCCGUUUGUGUGUAGAGAUCAGAAAAACUUAAUUUACUGACUUAUAAAUUCAUGUGAUCUUUAAUCUUUAAUCAAAACAAAAAUUUGUUUUCUUUACCCAGCUUCAAUAUUUGCUAUAUUUCACAUCGAUUGCACCAGAAAAUAAAAGAUAAAACAUGUUUAUUUAGUUUCCUCUAUGCUUAAAGUGUUAAUGGAAGUGUAUCUGGUUGUAAACAAGAGCUGGGAACCAAACGUAGGCAACAAACUAUGGGGAAUAUUACAUUAAAUACUUGUCUUGUUUACUGGUUCAUCAGUAAAGAUAAAUAAUUAUAAUUUGUACAUUUUUUAAAUGUUUUAACAUUAAUUUUAAACUGACUUUAAAUGGGAUCCAGUUUUUUAUUGUAUAUGUAUUUCUUUCUUUGUAUUUUGGUCCUCAACAUUGCUUUAACAGUAAAAAAAAAAAAAAAAGAAAUAAAUAAAAACUGCACUCUGGACAUGGCCCUUGGAAACAUCCCAAUAUACAUUAGUAUUUUAUUUUCCCAGGUCAUCCAUAGAUAUUGUGCUGUAUUUUUAGUGACCCUAAACUAUCAUCCCACCACAACUCACCACUUCAUUAUUACUCCUGUAUAUGCACACAGUAUAAUUUGUACAAAGUGAAAAUAUGCACCUGUUUUUACUAAAGUUGUGAACCAGUUCAAUAAAAUGCAACAGACU
This is a messenger RNA of Trichomycterus rosablanca, 3450 nucleotides long. RefSeq names its product neurotrimin (gene ntm). The transcript is spliced from 9 exons. NCBI's taxonomy places the organism in Eukaryota, Metazoa, Chordata, Actinopteri, Siluriformes, Trichomycteridae. Bases 54 to 1166 code for a protein of 370 amino acids. The record is from RefSeq and is a predicted model, not a curated record.